AUGUGUUAUUUUCUUUUAGAUAUUAUUCUAUUUAAUGAUAGACAUACAGGUAUAAAUAUAGCAGAUGCUAUUAAUAACGUUCUUUCUGAUUUUAAUAUUAAAGAUAACACUUUAGCACUUACAACAGAUAAUGAAUUUGCUAUGAUCGUUUGUAGAAGAUUAAUUGUACAAAAACUACAAUGUGAGUUUGACAAUAUUAGAUUCUCAUAUUAUCGCUGUGUAGCUCACAUACUCAACUUGACUACAAAACAAGAACUAGAAAUGAUCAAUUCUUCUGUAGAAAAAGUACAAAAUUUAAUGUUGAAAAUCAAAGUUUCUAUUCAUUUCAGUGAUGAUUUAUGCAGAUUAUACAAGCUUAAAAUAAUCACAUACCUUAAACCUGAGUUAGAUAUAGAAACGAGAUGGAAUAGCACGUAUUAUAUGUUACAAAAAAUGCAAAAAAUAGAAAAUACCCUUAAUUUACUUGCUGCAGAUUAUCCAUUAAUUCAUUCACUAUAUCCGAGUACUGAUGAACAGCAAAAGUUAAAAUAUUCAGAAUUUUUAGAUUCGUAUAUUGGGCAAGAAAAAUACUCUCAGAAUAUAGUUGCUGCACCAAUAUAUCAAAAGAUAGAGGAAUAUUGGAAUAUAAUGGAUAAACCUUCAAUUGUCUCUGCUGUUCUUGAUCCUUAUGCUAAAUUGAAAAUAUUCAACAAAAUUGUGAUCGUUAAUGUUAAGAGUGCAGUUCAAAAAUUAAUAAAUCAAUACGAAUAUCAACAAACUUCACCUAUCUCUAAUGAUACUAAAGAAAGCUCCAUUAAAACUGCCCGAAAGUUUUUUUAG
Scutellospora calospora is the source of this 819-nucleotide messenger RNA. NCBI's taxonomy places the organism in Eukaryota, Fungi, Glomeromycota, Glomeromycetes, Diversisporales, Gigasporaceae. The record is from the annotation of a GenBank genome assembly.